Carcharodon carcharias (great white shark) is the source of this 2749-nucleotide messenger RNA. Its product is annotated as protein rapunzel-like. The coding region runs from base 190 to 1374 and encodes 394 amino acids. The record is from RefSeq and is a predicted model, not a curated record. The transcript is spliced from 2 exons. Lineage: Eukaryota; Metazoa; Chordata; Chondrichthyes; Lamniformes; Lamnidae.
GACAUCUGCCUGUAUCUAAAAGGUAUAAAAAGACCCUGAUCUGUCUCUCUGCCCUUCAGUUAGUGGUUUAGACAGAAGACCCAUCUGGGAAACUGUUCAAGAGAGAAGAUCUCAAGCUCUACAGAGUUCUAAAAGGCACAGGACGACUGAAGGAAGUGACGAUCCAAACACUGAACUCUGAUCCCCAGGAUGGCUGGAACAGCAAUAACUUCACUGCAAAUUGCAAAAGCCAGCACUGAGGUUGUGAAUGCAAUUGUUCAAGUGAAAAAUGCUAUGUCAGUAGUUGAGAGUUUGGAAAAGCUAGCCUCUGCAGCCGGAGUAGUGGGUGCUAUUUUUGGGUUAGCAGCAGCAAUUGUUAAACUCGCUCUGGGCAAUGUGGAGAGCGCGGAGAUGAGAUACAUGAAGGAGCAGUUCCAGAUAGUCAGGAACAAGCUAGAUGUAAUUUCAGAUCAGAUUAAAGAAGUGCUUCAGGCGAUUGAGCAAAGUACAGUCAAUAAUCAAUACUUCCCCAUUGAAGAGAAUCUGAAAAACCAGUUCAGGAAGUACAUGGACAUCCUGAACUCAAAACCAGAGUACCGAGAGAAAGAGAAACAAGAGUUUCUCACACACUUCGAAGUGUCUAAAGGUGACCAGAACCUCCACACUCUCUUUGAUGCUGUGAUGGGAUAUUCUGCCAUCUUUGGCAAACCCAUCCUGGAAACGGCCAUGGGGUAUGACCAGAGGAAUCGGCGUCUCAUGGAAGGUCUGUGCUCCCGUCUGAAGGAGCUAUUCUGUAUUGGCCUGAUUGCCCUGAUGGGUCAUGCUGCCAUCACUGGGAAUGAUGUAGAAGCAUUAAAGACAGAAUGGAAUGGAAAAUUGGCUGAAGUUGACAGUAAAAUGAAAUCCAUGAUAGAUCGAUGCAUAAAUGAGUUUGCGGAUCAGGCAAAAAUAGAUGUUGAAAAAAUGAUAAAAGAUAAAGGUGGAAGGGAUAAUGCUGAGUGUACAAGUUACUUAAGAAACAGCUUGGUGAAGAAAUAUGACUGGGUUAAAUGGUCUGUAAGGGUCUAUAAUCCUGUCUCUGGAUUCGACAAUCACUGUGUCAUUGGUUCUAAUUGGUUUAACUUUUUCAGACUCAAUGGUGUUAAUGUUGUUGCCUCCUAUGGCAUUGAGCCAAAACCAAUUGAUGAAGGGACAAUAAGGCAGUUAAUGGAGGGGAAAAAUGGCUGGCGGGAUGCAAGAGAUGUCGCUCAACAUGUGUAUGAUAACCUUCCCCCUGGGCAUGUUGUACACACAGUGAGACGCCUCAAGGGGCUUUGUGAUUCCAACAAUUUUCCUGUAAAUUGUCAUUUCUGGGAAAAUUAUAGUGGAGUCACCCUCUGUGUCCAUUCCAUAUAAACCUCCCUCUGACCUUGCCAGAUACUCUGCCCCUGAGUCAAUGCUGCUGUUCUCAGGGGAUGUCUGUUUUUUUGACUAGAAUUUGUAUAGAAAACACUAUCAUUAUUCACCAUCCUAUUCUACCUGUAACAAAUUAACACUGAAAAUUAUUGUCAUUCUGAUAGUGAACCUACCUUCACUGAAAGUUGACCAACCAAUGACAUCCAAUCAGAAAGCAGGUCAGCCUUGUUCACUAGAAGCUACUGUCUGGGCCUGUGGUGGGAGUGGCAGGUGGGUCCUGUGUGAGGGGCUGUGUGAACUGAGGAGACAAAGGAGGUUAGAUGUGGAAUAAAUGGACAGACAGAGACCACUACACACAAUCCCACAUGAACCAGCUCGAUGGGGACUCAGGAAUUAUGCUCAAUGACAGAUAUGCAUCAUCAUCAUCAUCGUUAGCUCCGACUCAAAUGACAUCCACCCAAGGUUGUGAGUUUCUGCCAUGGGUCUUCUUGUACCUUAGCCUGAUUCAUGACUCACAGAUCCUUGGACACAUGAGGCAGGAUGUCCCAUGAGGUAGUGGGAUCCAGGGUGCAGGCUUUGUUUCCUUAGCUUUCCAUCAUUAAGAUUAGAUUUGGACUCAAAGCAUGAUGGAACCUGAUGGUGGUGAUGACAAAUGCUCUGUACACGAGGACUUAUAUUGAUUUGUGGGAGUCUUUGUGAUCAGUUUAGUUUUGCAAUGGAGGCAACUGAGGUUCGAGAGUUUUCCAUACAGCCGGUAUUUAACACUCACACCUGAGGGCAGUUCACCUUUGAUGAGGUGAGUAGCUGUUGUCAGAUAGAUUAGAAAUGGUUUGUGGGUUAUCACACAGCCUAGUUUAACAGUGGCCCAGGUGUUAAAGGUGACUGGUUCACAUCUCCCAUGCAAGAACGUUGCAGUCAUAUAAUCAUGAAGCAAUUGCAGGAUUGUGAUGAAGAUUCUUGGACGUCCAGAUCUUUGGAGUACAAUCUAUAGAACCUCGUCAUUUACUGAGUCAAAUGCCAUGAAGAGCUCCUGGGUCCGCUCUGAAGAUUUUUCUGGGAUUUGUCUGCUACUCUCUAUACAAGUAUACAAGACACUUUCUUAUAUUUGUGUUAGCAAUGAAAAUGGAUUGCAAUAACUCACGAGUACAAUGAUGGUUUCUGUUCAGUGGAACUGUAAUAAUCUGAUUUCUCUCACAUAGUCUGUAUUGUUGAAAGACCCUCUGUCAUGGGGACACUCACUGUGUUACACGAUGAUUUCUUUACGCUUUCAGUUUAAUUGUUGCAAUUACUGGUUUUCGCUUUCAGUGAUUGGAAUUAUUGAAAUAACAUUCACUCUGUUCAUUACAGUCUGCUGAAUAAACUCAGUGGGAGAACA